Eimeria necatrix is the source of this 2226-nucleotide messenger RNA. RefSeq lists its product as hypothetical. Lineage: Eukaryota; Apicomplexa; Conoidasida; Eucoccidiorida; Eimeriidae. Bases 1 to 2226 code for a protein of 741 amino acids. Gene Ontology annotation, cellular component: nucleus. The transcript has a single exon. The record is from RefSeq and is a predicted model, not a curated record.
AUGGCAGCAGCAAGCAGUUCCCCCCCGAGGGGCCCCCUGAGCUGCUGGGGGCCCCCCGAGUCCAUUUUUGUGGGCCCCAGGGGGCCCCUGCCGGCAGCUGGUAAACCCUCACAAGAAGGUGCCCCUCUUCCGGGGCCCCUGGCCCUUCCCCGACUCAAAAGGGGCCCUCGACCCCGCAGCAGCAGCAGCAGCAGCAGCAGCAGCAGCAGCAGCAGCAGCAGCAGCUUGAGUGGCCUUGUUGAAGCUCUUGUGCAGUCACGCGCGAGAGCCCGGGGCCUCCCGGGGGGCCCCCAGGCAGCAAAGCGAAGGGCCCGCAGCGCCGCAUGGGGGGCCCUGCUGCGUUCCUCCAUUCACUGCAGCAGCAGCAGCAGCAGCAGCAGCAGCAGCAGCAGCAGCAGCAGCAGCAGGGCAGGCGUUGAAGAAGAGCUGGAGGUGCAGCUGCAGCUGCUGCUGCUGCAGCAGAAGCAGCAGCUGCUGCUGAAGCAGCAAGACCACGAGGCAGCUUUCUUGACGCUUGCUGCUGCUGCUAUCGCAGGCGAGAGUGGGGGGCCCCCGGGGGCCCCCGGGGCCCCCAAGAAGCACUUAAGGGGGCCCCCACCUCCUUAUAAUGAGCUGCAGCAGAUGCUGCUGCUGCUGUUGCUGCUGGCAGGGUCGGGAGGUGCCACAGCAGCAGCAGCAGCUGCUGCGACGCCCCACAGAGAGGCCAUGCAGACACGGCUGCUGCAGCACCUCCAGCAGCAGCAGCAACAGCAGCAGCAGCAGCAGCAGCAGCAGAACGGGACUGCUGAGCCAGAUCACGGGGCAGCAGCAACUGGGGGGCCCCUCCAAAGAGGGGGGCCCCCUGAGUAUUGCUGCUACCCUGCUGCUUUGCGUGCUGCACUAAGGGGGGCCCCCAGCGCGGGCAGCAGCGCCGGGGGCCCCUUUGGGGGCCCCCUGGGGGGCCCCCCCAGGGGCCCCUACCUCGCGCUGCUGUCCCCUGAACCCUCUUGGGGGCCCUUUGCUGCACCUCUUUUUGGGGACUUGCAGUGGGGGGGCCCCCCCCUGGGGGGCCCCCCAACUCAGUGGGGGCCCCCUGCUGCUCUGGCAGCACCUUUGGGGGCCCCCCAGCCCUUGAAGUCCCCUGAGAGGGACAGAGAAGAGACUCCCGCUGCUGCUGCUGCUGCUGCUGCUGCGGGUUGCGGCCGCAGCGAUAGCAGCAGCAGCAGCAGCAGCAGCAGCAGCAGCAGCAGCAGCAGGCUCUUUGGAAGCCCAUUUGGAGGCACUGCAGGGUACAGCGAUGGGGGCACAUUUGGGGCCCUCUCGGGGGCCCCCCUGGGGGCCCUUGGGGGCCCCCCAGGAGUUCUUUCCAGUGAGUCCAUCACUGCCUCUUUUCGCGCGUCUCUUUGCAACAAAGCAGCAGCAGCAGCAGCAGCAGCAGCAGCAGCAGUUGCUGCAGCAGCAGAGUCCGGGGCAGAGGACCAGAGAGAGCCGGGGGGCCCCCGGCCAGCAGCGGCUCAAGGGGGCCCCUUGUCACUCCUCCGUGGGUCUCGAGCAGCAGCAGCAGCAGCAGCAGCAGCAGCAGCAGCAGCAGCAGGGGAGGAGCAGCAGCUGCGCCGCUUCGCAGCACUUGCUCUUCGCGGCGAGGAAAACGGGACUGCAGGCCCUCUUCUAAAGGUGACGCAGCAGCAGCUGCAGCAGCAGCAGCAGCAGCAGCGGCAGCAGCAGCAGCAGCAGCAAGGGACCCGCUCGCCCGAGGGUCCUGAAGGGGGGCCCCCAGGGGCCCCCGUAGGUCUGCUUUCUAUCCCCGAGGAGGCGCUGCUGCGCCUCCAGAGGGGCCCCCUAGGGGGCCCCCUGGGGGGCCCCCUAGGGGGCCCCCAGGGGGCCCCUCAGGGGGGCCCCCAGGGGGGCCCCCCAGAGGGUACUGGGGGGCCCUCCCUUCCGGCUGGGGCAUGGCUGCUGGCCACGCGCCCCUACAGGUCUGCUGAGGGGGCCCUUGCGGGGCUGCCCAGAGCAGCAGCAGCAACUGCAGCAGCAGCAACUGCAGCAGCAGCAGCAGCAGCAACUGCAGCAGCAGCAACUGCAGCAGCGGAAGUGGCGGGGAGCCUCGCAGAAGCAGCAGUGGGAGGGACUCUCUCUGGCUUGUCGCAGAAGUAUGCAAUGCUCAUGCAGCAGCAGCAGCAGCAGCAGCAGCAGCAGCAGCAGCAGCAGCAGCAGCAGCAGCAGCAGCAGCAGCAAGUAACAGCUUAA